Messenger RNA from Trachemys scripta elegans, 2785 nucleotides. RefSeq names its product ring finger and FYVE like domain containing E3 ubiquitin protein ligase (gene RFFL). Gene Ontology annotation, molecular function: ubiquitin protein ligase activity. Gene Ontology annotation, biological process: proteasome-mediated ubiquitin-dependent protein catabolic process; protein K48-linked ubiquitination; negative regulation of extrinsic apoptotic signaling pathway via death domain receptors. Gene Ontology annotation, cellular component: cytoplasm; plasma membrane. Lineage: Eukaryota; Metazoa; Chordata; Testudines; Emydidae. The transcript is spliced from 7 exons. The coding region runs from base 197 to 1294 and encodes 365 amino acids. The record is from RefSeq and is a predicted model, not a curated record.
CGUCUCUUUGGCUGGCUCCGGCCGGGCUGGGCAGUUGUCAUAGCGCCGCCGCCGCGCGGGGCGGAGGGGGAGGUUCGGUGCAGCCGCCCGCGCCGUCCCCUUCCCCUGCCCCUUCCCCUCCCCCUCGCCGGAGGGGCGGGCCCGGACGGGCGAUACCGGAGACACCCCCUCCCGGAGCGAGGGCAGAGCAGUUACUAUGUGGGCAACCUGUUGUAACUGGUUUUGUCUGGAUGGACAACCUGAGGAGAUGCAGCAGCGGCCGCAGCAGGGUGCCAGACCCCAGGCAUAUGCCAACCCAGGUUACAGCUCCUACCCUUCUCCUACAGGUUCUGAACAGAACUGCAAGGCGUGUGGGGUGCACUUUGAAAAUUCCUCCAGGAAGCACAUCUGCUUUGACUGUAAAAAGAAUUUUUGCACUUCCUGUUCAAGCCAGCCUGAAAGCAGUCCCCUUCUCUGCCAUCUCUGUCAGCGAUUCCAAGCCACAGCCUUUCAGCGGGAGGAGUUGAUAAAGAUGAAAGUGAAGGAUCUACGAGACUAUCUGGCACUACACGAGGUUUCCACAGAGUUGUGCCGUGAAAAGGAAGACCUGGUGUUUCUGAUUCUUGGGCAGCAGCCUGUAAUCACCCAGGAGGAUAGAAUACGAAUCCCGCCAUUAAACCCUGGCACAUCUGGACAGCAAAGCUUUGUUAUUCUGCCACAGACCAGCACAGCAUCUUCUACCUCACACGAUGCCUCUCCAAUAUCUGCAGACUCCAUCUUGAGUCCAAUAACUCAGGAACAUCAACAGGCAAAUGGGCAUGUGCCUCCAAGCCCAGACGAUAUGACAGAAAUUGAGAAUGCAGCAGAAGCACCAACAGAGGAGGAGACACAGUCUGUUGACUCAGAGGAUAACCUGGUACAGGGGCGGAGGGCCUCUCUUUCUGACCUCACGAGUGUUGGAGACAUUGAUGCGCUCUCGGUGCGACAGCUGAAGGAAAUCCUGGCUCGCAACUUUGUCAACUAUAAAGGCUGCUGUGAGAAGUGGGAGCUGAUGGAGAGGGUGACCCGUCUUUAUAAAGAGAAAGACCUUCAGCAUCUGGUUUCUGACACGGAUGAUCAAAAUGUUUCCUCAGGCAGUGCUGGGCUCCCUAGCACUGAAGAGAAUCUCUGCAAAAUCUGCAUGGACUCACCAAUCGACUGUGUCCUGUUAGAAUGUGGCCACAUGGUCACCUGCACCAAGUGUGGAAAGCGUAUGAGUGAGUGUCCCAUAUGCAGGCAGUAUGUGAUCAGAGCUGUCCAUGUAUUUAAGUCCUGAGUGAGCAGGAGGAAGACCAGUGUUGCCUUAAAGCCUCAUUUGCUGUUAGAGAUGGUCAGAAUCUCUUCAGGUAGGUCAGAGACUGGCACGUAGGACCUCACAAGAAACCCGAAGUUCAUAGGUGAGAUGAGUAAAGGAGAAAGCUUGGGGAACUGUUCUGAUUGGAGCCAUUGAUGGCUGUGCCCUUCACACCACAGUGCUUUACCCUGCAGUGCCUAGACUCCGGGAGCCCGCUGUCAGCAGCAGACACAGAAAUAAUUAACAGCUUGCAUUCUGGGCUAGCUUGAUCAACUGCUGAUGGGGGGCAAAUCAUCACUCGGCUUUCCAAAACUAACACCAGAUUCUGAGGCGUAUUUCCUCCACAAUAAUAAAUAAGGUGGACUGCGGUUUUGGCACGACCUUUUCUUUUGUUUUGCUGCUACUGAAUUCUCCCCUUCUGGUUCCCUCUUUAAUUUGCUCUGUUCCAGGCCACACCUCCACUGCUGCUUUUAUUUUCAGGGAACAAAAUCUUAUUGGGCUGGUUCCCUCUCCCUAUGCUUUUUUUUGUUUUUUGGAAUGUGUAACUUUAUUUUUAUCUCUAGUUCCUUAUGCUUGCAGGCCAGGCUGAACUUUUCUCCUCUGUUACUUUAGCUUUUUCAUAUUCAGAAUUAAUUUCUAAGCCUAGCCCUGUAAGGUCAUGGUGAAACAUUCACUAUUGCUACACAUUAAUAUGAAAAGGAAGCAGGACUUCAUACUGUUAAAGAUACAUUCUUUUUCUUUGAAAGAUAAGAGGCAGUGAAGUGGCUUAGGACAUAGAGCCUCCGCUUGACGCUUACCCAGCAUAGGCAGUGUUUAUCUCCCUCCCUCCUACAACUUGCUGUUCCUUGGGUUAUUCUUUGUUAUAACGUCACAGGAUGGUGUGUCGCCUGCUGGGUACGCAAGCAAUCCCCGUAGAACUGAACUGGCUGUAAAGUCAACCUCCUCCGGUGACUAACACGUUGGGACCCUGAGGCACUUAGUCCCUUACAAUGCAUUGCUUUGCUUGAACGCUAGUGGGAAAAACACUAUGGCCGUAGUAGUGUGAUUUUUUUUUUUGGUCUAGCGCUGCCUACGCUCCUAAAAAGGAGUGGUGAGACAUUUCAAUUGUGAAGCCCUGAGUGGUGUAUUCUUAUAAUGACCUCCUAAGGCCUAGAGAUGAAGCUGUCAAAAAGAGAGAGAGACUGAAGUUUGGAUGACUUUUUCCACUGUGAAUCUCUACAGCUGGGUGGUGUAUUUUCAGUCUCAUUUCUUGCUGUCUGCUGAUUUGUCUUAUGAUUUGAGGAAGAUUGUGAUGAUCAGUCCCCAGCCUUCCUUUUUCCGCCUGUUUACCAAUUCACCGUUCCACAGUCCUGCUGUGUUGCCAAAUAUGCAAAGACUGUUUGCUGAAGAGCACAAGAUAACUUUUCCAUUUUCCUUUUAUGGGGAUGAGGCUAUAGAUUCACCCUUACAAAGAAUUCUACAAGGUAGACAGGG